AUAAAGACGUUUUUGGGACCAGAAGAGAAUAUUCCAAAAGUUUAAGUACUUUUGUGGUGAUACGUGGCAAUUAAUAGAGAUUCUUGUGUCCACAAUGACCCAAAGAAAAAAUAAAAGGAGUACAUCGAUAAGACUUGGAUUGAUCAACAUUGUGAUUACUGGCGAGCACGAUGUAUCCUUCAGUGAAUAUCGACCCAAGUCUUUUAAAAGGCCCAGUAUUUUACAAGCUGAUGGGACGUCACAUCAUCAGCCUUAAACAGCAGGAAACAAAUGGCUACCCACGGCCGCAUCCGAUCCACAAGACCCGAGCAGUUAUCAAUUCAGUCGAAAUCGAUCAGUUGCGCUCCAAACCGGCCAUCCAGUUGAAAUCUGACGAACGAAUCUGCGAUCGUUGCUCGACUAUUUUCAAAGUCGAUUCCAGAGGAUUGGCCAUCAAUCACAAUCAUUCCGCUGACGACGAAUGUUCGUAUCAUUGGGGAAGGUCCUUCCGCAACCCCGGAACUAAUAUGACAUCGCCGUUCAGUUGUUGCGGAAGUGAUCGGAAAGAAAAAGGAUGCGCCACGUCGAAACACCACGUAUUCAACAUCGAGAACCUCAAGACCGUUGACGGAUUCGUUCACACGAUGGACAAGCCGCCACUCCCCGGCGGCGACUACGGCGUCUACGCCAUGGAUUGCGAGAUGUGCUACACGACGGAAGGCGGUGAACUGACCCGCAUCACGAUUGUCUCGUCCGAUUUGAAGAUCGUUUACGACACGCUCGUCAAACCCGACAAUCCCGUCGUCGACUACAACACGAGAUUCAGCGGGAUUUCCGAACGGGACCUCAAACAUGUCAUGACUAAACUCAAAGACGUCCAGGCCUUCCUUCUCAAUUUGCUGUCCAGCAAAACCAUUUUGAUUGGACAUGGUCUUGGCAGUGAUUUGCGCGCUCUUCGGUUGAUCCACGACACGGUAAUUGAUACCAGCAUCGUGUUCCCGCAUUCCAGAGGUCCGCCCUACAAGAGAGGCUUAAAGAAAUUGAUUCUCGAUCAUUUUCAAAAGCAUAUUCAGAAAGAUGGUGGACACAAUAGCGUCGAAGAUGCAAUCGCCUGCAUGGAGCUCAUGUUAUGGAAAAUCAAACCUUUUCUCUGCAAGUAAAGGUGUCAAAUUUGGGACAGACCACGAAAACGACAGGCUUUUACGAUUGACAAUUUUGACU
Messenger RNA from Daphnia pulex (common water flea), 1200 nucleotides. RefSeq names its product putative exonuclease GOR. Bases 171 to 1139 code for a protein of 322 amino acids. The transcript has 6 exons. Lineage: Eukaryota; Metazoa; Arthropoda; Branchiopoda; Diplostraca; Daphniidae. Gene Ontology annotation, molecular function: nucleic acid binding; exonuclease activity. Gene Ontology annotation, cellular component: nucleus. The record is from RefSeq and is a predicted model, not a curated record.